AUGCUGAACAUCCGCAAAACAUUGAACCGCGUGCCCAGCUUCCAGGAUAUCCUACAAGGCAGGAUGACGCACCCCGACAUUUCCGUUGAUGUUCUCGUCAUUGGUGCAGGCCCAACUGGUUUGGGUGCUGCGAAGCGUUUGAAUCAGAUCAACGGCCCCUCGUGGUUGAUUGUUGAUGCCAACGAGACUCCCGGUGGUCUCGCCUCGACUGAUGUGACCCCUGAAGGAUUCCUCUACGAUGUCGGUGGUCACGUCAUUUUCUCCCACUACAAGUACUUCGACGACUGCAUCGAUGAGGCUCUUCCCAAGCCCGAUGACUGGUACACCCACCAGCGUAUCUCCUACGUCCGUUGCAAGGAGCAAUGGGUUCCCUACCCCUUCCAGAACAACAUCUCCAUGCUUCCUAAGGAGGAGCAGGUGAAGUGCAUUGACGGCCUGAUCGAUGCUGCCCUGGAGGCACGUGUCGCGGCCACCAAGCCCAAGACUUUCGAUGAGUGGAUUCUCCGCCAGAUGGGUGUCGGUCUGGCCGACCUCUUCAUGAGACCCUACAACUUCAAGGUCUGGGCUGUGCCUACCACCAAGAUGCAAUGCGCCUGGCUCGGUGAGCGUGUCGCUGCUCCCAACGUCAAGGCCGUGACGACGAACGUGAUCCUCAACAAGACCGCCGGAAACUGGGGUCCUAACGCUACUUUCCGUUUCCCCGCCCGUGGUGGUACCGGUGGUAUCUGGAUUGCCGUUGCCAACACUCUCCCCAAGGAGAAGACUCGCUUCGGUGAGAAGGGCAAGGUUGCCAAGGUCAACGCCAACAACAAGACCGUCACUCUGGCUGAUGGCACCACUGUCGGCUAUGAGAAGCUGAUCUCCACCAUGGCUGUCGACCAGCUCGUGGAGCAGAUCGGCGACAAGGAGCUCAUCGACGCUAGCAAGGAGCUCUUCUACUCCUCCACCCACGUUAUCGGUGUUGGUAUCCGUGGCGAGCGCCCCGAGAGAAUUGGAGACAAGUGCUGGCUCUACUUCCCCGAGGACAACUGCCCCUUCUACCGUGCCACCAUCUUCUCCAACUACUCCCCCUACAACCAGCCGGAUGCCUCCAAGAAGCUGCCCACCCAGCAGCUCGCUGAUGGCUCCAAGCCCAAGAGCACUGAGCCUCAGGGCGGUCCUUACUGGUCUAUCAUGCUGGAGGUUUCCGAGUCCUCUAUGAAGCCUGUCAACCAGGAGACGAUCCUGGCUGACUCCAUCCAGGGUCUCGUCAACACCGGUAUGCUCAAGCCUACCGACGAGAUCGUUUCCACCUACCACCGUCGCUUCGACCACGGUUACCCCACUCCCUCUCUGGAGCGUGAGGGUGCCCUCGCUAAGCUGCUGCCCAAGCUCCAGGAGAAGGGCAUCUGGUCCCGUGGCCGCUUCGGUAGCUGGCGCUACGAGGUCGGUAACCAGGACCACUCCUUCAUGCUGGGUGUUGAGGCUGCAGACAACAUCAUCAACGGUGCUGUCGAGCUUACUCUCAACUACCCUGACUUCGUCAACGGCCGACAGAACACUGAGCGCCGUCUGGUUGACGGAGCUCAGAUCUUCGCCAAGAAGGCUUCGCAGUAA
This is a messenger RNA of Paecilomyces variotii, 1596 nucleotides long. RefSeq lists its product as hypothetical. Gene Ontology annotation, molecular function: oxidoreductase activity. NCBI's taxonomy places the organism in Eukaryota, Fungi, Ascomycota, Eurotiomycetes, Eurotiales, Thermoascaceae. The transcript has 6 exons. The record is from RefSeq and is a predicted model, not a curated record. The coding region runs from base 1 to 1596 and encodes 531 amino acids.